AUGCGAUUCACCACCAUCCUUUCUCUCCUGGGCAUUAGCCCCACGCUCAUUUACGCUCGCCCUCAACAGCUUGAAAUCAGCACCGUCACGACAACUGUAACAACUUGUGGUUAUGAUUGUGCCACCACUGUCACUCUUUGGAUGGGAUGUUCUGAUACCUCUACUCUACCUUGGACUUCUACCACACCAGUAGGAAGUUCCGUGACGUCACCAGUGGAAGGCUCACCUUCAACUUCACCCUCUAUCCUCACUCUCACUUAUCCAAAUGGCACUACUACUCUCACUCUUACCUCGGGUAUCACUGCUACGGUCACGGCAUCCUCUUCUGAGCCAUGGAGCAGCAGUCACUCUACUAUCUCAGAGCAGUCAACCGGGCCAUGGUUUACCAACACAAGCUCGCCAGCUACCACUACCUCUCCAAUCACGCCAAUUCCUUUGUCCACACUCAGUACGAGUUCAACUUAUAACUCAUCCGUGCCAGGCAAUGGUGAAACUUCUUGUUCAACUUCCAUCUCUGCCUCCUCCAGCUCCUCACCGGUGAACGGGACCAGUCACUCGUUUACAUACCCUGGCAGCGUAACAACAGGUCUCAGCAGCACGAUGCCUAUCUCAACCCUGACCUCAACGGUCACUCUCAACUUGACCACGACUUACUCGUCUUCCAAUUCCCCCGAAACCGGUUCCUCAAGUUCGACUCCGAUAAUCACCAGCACAGCUAGCUUGGGAACUUCUACGAUCACAUAUAUCACGUCGUCGGGUAGCGGUAUCAGCUCUGAGACAUCGUCGACGCUCGCUUCGUCGAUGGGCAACAGCACAAGUGUUUCAAGCGCCACAUAUCCACCUUCCAUCACGUGUCUCACAUACAGCGUUCCCUAUACACACACUGAAUGCUUCUCAUAUUCCAUAAUCACCCACACCCCCACCUCCAGCCAUAGCAGCAGCGACGUAGGGACGGAAACACCUAAUACCAGCACCAGCACCAUCACUUUGACCAUAUCUGAAUCAACCUCAACUUUCUCCACCGGUAGCACGGGUGCCGUGACGGGAUCGUCGUCGGUAUCCACCUCGGUCCCUGGAUAUCCCAUCACUAGUCUUCCGUCGCUUAGCACGAGCACACUGACGCCGACCUUCGUCAACUCCUCCAGCACCGUCUUUUCCACCGGAAGCACGGACGCAGUGACGGGCUCUUCGUCAUCAUCGCACAGUGUUCCCGGGGGUGUCACCACGUCAACAAGCCCGGGCCCUGUGACUUUGACAUCAACUCCAUCUAGCCCUGUCUCGUCAACGGGGACGACUGAUGCUGUGACCGGCUCUUCCUCGCUUACUAGUAGCGCGGCAUCGUCCUCGAGCUACGCGGGAGAGAGUACCACAUGCGUAGCUGGCUACGGUAGUUCAAGUGUCUGCUUUACGCUGCUGCCUUCAUCGUCUAUCACUGGCGCCUCGUCGACGGAUGCCGUGACUAAUUCCGUCCCGACUACAUUCUCGACGUACUCGCCGACUACUAGCGAUAUCCCCGUGUCUUCUUCCUCUUCUUAUCUAAGUGCCCCUGACUCUUACCCGACCUAUCCGGUCCACUCUCCUCCUAACAAAAGAACUUAGCACAGCGGUGAGGGAGAGGGUUCUGGCCGCGAUCAGGACGGCGAUCAGAGCGAGGAAGUAAGCGUGACUGGAAGCAUCUCAUGAUGAUUUGAGGGCGCAAACACUUCUAUAUGGCGGUUAGGCGGAGAGAAUCGGGGCGGUACACAAAAAAACAUCGGAUACUCUUUUUUUUUUCAAUUCUUGUCGCUCCUUAGACACUUGUUAUGUUAUUAGUCGUCGAUUAAGAUUUCUAGGCUUCUUCAGCAGUACACAAUUCUACUUUUGGUCAGGCAAUAUCGAUGUCUUCAUCGCUGGAGUGACACGCUGAUCUAUAUCCUCACACCAUUCACUUCGUCCUUAGCAACUUGCAUGACGAUGUCUCUAAGACGGAGUGAAGUACGUAGUGGCAUAUACUAGAGUAUGAGCACUCAUUCCUCCAUUGUGUUCACUGCGUGACCUCGCUAGAAGAGGGAGGUAAAUGGACACGCGAGGGGUAGCGUCAGCCGAGACAUCGCGGAAGGCGUAUGUGCUCGGCACUCCUCACGCGCCAUCUACUUCGGUAGGUGGUCUCAGUUGCGGGUGCGACGC
This is a messenger RNA of Xylaria bambusicola, 2166 nucleotides long. RefSeq lists its product as uncharacterized. The record is from RefSeq and is a predicted model, not a curated record. NCBI's taxonomy places the organism in Eukaryota, Fungi, Ascomycota, Sordariomycetes, Xylariales, Xylariaceae. The coding region runs from base 1 to 1599 and encodes 532 amino acids. The transcript has 3 exons.